AUGACCAUCCCGCACUACGGUGUCUGGGCCUGCCAGCCCACCCGCUAUACCGCCCAGACGGCGAAGCAGGAUCCCAAGUCCCCACAUAUCACCCUCUACUUCACCGAUGACUCCUCCUCCAGCAAAAAUCUCUCGGCUGCCGUCAAUGUCAAGUCAACGGACAAGGAUACCCGUCUGGUCUUUUGGCUAGACCGCAACUUCAGCCACCCGAUCACCGAGGAGCUGUCGACGCUCGAGCAAGGCUUCCACCUUGCCCAAUCUAACAACUCGGGCAGCUCAACCCGUGAGAGUGACGCUGACGCUCAGAGCCAGAGCCAGCAUCACAGCCGUCACCGUCAGAUUCGUCGAGAGGAUUCUACCCUGCAGGGUCUGGACUUUAUCCGUACGCAGGAUCUGGUCGAUAUCGAAUCCGGACAGGUCCUCCCGCACGAUAUUCCCGGCCCCAACAAUGACAUCCUGGACAGACUCGACCCCAUUCUGACCGAUGCCAUCAACCAGAAGGCGACCGCUUAUAUCUUCGGAUCCUCCUAUGGCUCGGGUAUCCACGACAUUCACAUGAACCAGGGCAGUCUGCCCAGUUUUGACAAUGGCAUUUACGAGGAUGGCGCGCUGCUGUUCAAAUUCGAUGACGGACACUGGGAGGCUGUCUUCCUGGCAUUUGCCUCGCAGAAGCUCCCCACCGAUGCCCAGGGUGAGGCAGAGUCAAACAGCAAGUCUCUGGCGGAUAUUCUGGGACAGUAG
Molecule: messenger RNA, 741 nt
Organism: Penicillium canariense
Lineage: Eukaryota; Fungi; Ascomycota; Eurotiomycetes; Eurotiales; Aspergillaceae
Exons: 1
Coding region: 1-741 (246 amino acids)
Source: RefSeq, a predicted model, not a curated record